Molecule: messenger RNA, 3726 nt
Organism: Gorilla gorilla gorilla (western lowland gorilla)
Lineage: Eukaryota; Metazoa; Chordata; Mammalia; Primates; Hominidae
Gene: RORB
Product: RAR related orphan receptor B
Exons: 10
Coding region: 772-2151 (459 amino acids)
Biological process (GO): regulation of transcription by RNA polymerase II
Cellular component (GO): nucleus
Molecular function (GO): nuclear receptor activity; melatonin receptor activity; RNA polymerase II cis-regulatory region sequence-specific DNA binding
Source: RefSeq, a predicted model, not a curated record
CUCCCCGCGGUCCCAGCCUCUCCAGGCGCUGCUGGGCGCUGAUUGGCGGCUGCGCUGACAGCAGGCGGGGCCUGGAAGUCGCGGCCAAGCCCGCCCUCGCGUAUAAGCCCCUCUCAGCGCUCUCUCUCCAUCUCUCCCCUCUCUUUCUCUCUCGCUGCUCCCUUCCUCCCUGUAACUGAACAGUGAAAAUUCACAUUGUGGAUCCGCUAACAGGCACAGAUGUCAUGUGAAAACGCACAUGCUCUGCCAUCCACACCGCCUUUCUUUCUUUUCUUUCUGUUUCCUUUUUUCCCCCUUGCUCCUUCUCCCUCUUCUUUGUAACUAACAAAACCACCACCAACUCCUCCUCCUGCUGCUGCCCUUCCUCCUCCUCCUCAGUCCAAGUGAUCACAAAAGAAAUCUUCUGAGCCGGAGGCGGUGGCAUUUUUUAAAAAGCAAGCACAUUGGAGAGAAAGAAAAAGAAAAACAAAACCAAAACAAAACCCAGGCACCAGACAGCCAGAACAUUUUUUUUUCACCCUUCCUGAAAACAAACAAACAAACAAACAAUCAUCAAAACAGUCACCACCAACAUCAAAACUGUUAACAUAGCGGCGGCGGCGGCAAACGUCACCCUGCAGCCACGGCGUCCGCCUAAAGGGAUGGUUUUCUCGGCAGAGCAGCUCUUCGCCGACCACCUUCUUCACUCGUGCUGAGCGGGAUUUUUGGGCUCUCCGGGGUUCGGGCUGGGAGCAGCUUCAUGACUACGCGGAGCGGGAGAGCGGCCACACCAUGCGAGCACAAAUUGAAGUGAUACCAUGCAAAAUUUGUGGCGAUAAGUCCUCUGGGAUCCACUACGGAGUCAUCACAUGUGAAGGCUGCAAGGGAUUCUUUAGGAGGAGCCAGCAGAACAAUGCCUCUUAUUCCUGCCCAAGGCAGAGAAACUGUUUAAUUGACAGAACCAACAGAAACCGUUGCCAACACUGCCGACUGCAGAAGUGUCUUGCCCUAGGAAUGUCAAGAGAUGCUGUGAAGUUUGGGAGGAUGUCCAAGAAGCAAAGGGACAGCCUGUAUGCUGAGGUGCAGAAGCACCAGCAGCGGCUGCAGGAACAGCGGCAGCAGCAGAGUGGGGAGGCAGAAGCCCUUGCCAGGGUGUACAGCAGCAGCAUUAGCAACGGCCUGAGCAACCUGAACAACGAGACCAGCGGCACUUAUGCCAACGGGCACGUCAUUGACCUGCCCAAGUCUGAGGGUUAUUACAACGUCGAUUCCGGUCAGCCGUCCCCUGAUCAGUCAGGACUUGACAUGACUGGAAUCAAACAGAUAAAGCAAGAACCUAUCUAUGACCUCACAUCCGUACCCAACUUGUUUACCUAUAGCUCUUUCAACAAUGGGCAGUUAGCACCAGGGAUAACCAUGACUGAAAUCGACCGAAUUGCACAGAACAUCAUUAAGUCCCAUUUGGAGACAUGUCAAUACACCAUGGAAGAGCUGCACCAGCUGGCGUGGCAGACCCACACCUACGAAGAAAUUAAAGCGUAUCAAAGCAAGUCCAGGGAAGCACUGUGGCAACAAUGUGCCAUCCAGAUCACUCACGCCAUCCAAUACGUGGUGGAGUUUGCAAAGCGGAUAACAGGCUUCAUGGAGCUCUGUCAAAAUGAUCAAAUUCUACUUCUGAAGUCAGGUUGCUUGGAAGUGGUUUUAGUGAGAAUGUGCCGUGCCUUCAACCCAUUAAACAACACUGUUCUGUUUGAAGGAAAAUAUGGAGGAAUGCAAAUGUUCAAAGCCUUAGGUUCUGAUGACCUAGUGAAUGAAGCAUUUGACUUUGCAAAGAAUUUGUGUUCCUUGCAGCUGACCGAGGAGGAGAUCGCUUUGUUCUCAUCUGCUGUUCUGAUAUCUCCAGACCGAGCCUGGCUUAUAGAACCAAGGAAAGUCCAGAAGCUUCAGGAAAAAAUUUAUUUUGCACUUCAACAUGUGAUUCAGAAGAAUCACCUGGAUGAUGAGACCUUGGCAAAGUUAAUAGCCAAGAUACCGACCAUCACGGCAGUUUGCAACUUGCACGGGGAGAAGCUGCAGGUAUUUAAGCAAUCUCAUCCAGAGAUAGUGAAUACACUGUUUCCUCCGUUAUACAAGGAGCUCUUUAAUCCUGACUGUGCCACCGGCUGCAAAUGAAGGGGACAAGAGAACUGUCUCAUAGUCAUGGAAUGCAUCACCAUUAAGACAAAAGCAAUGUGUUCAUGAAGACUUAAGAAAAACGUCACUACUGCAACAUUAGGAAUGUCCUGCACUUAAUAGAAUUAUUUUUCACCGCUACAGUUUGAAGAAUGUAAAUAUGCACCUGAGUGGGGCUCUUUUAUUUGUUUGUUUGUUUUUGAAAUGACCAUAAAUAUACAAAUAUAGGACACUGGGUGUUAUCCUUUUUUUAAUUUUAUUCGGGUAUGUUUUGGGAGACAACUGUUUAUAGAAUUUUAUUGUAGAUAUAUACAAGAAAAGAGCGGUACUUUACAUGAUUACUUUUCCUGUUGAUUGUUCAAAUAUAAUUUAAGAAAAUUCCACUUAAUAGGCUUACCUAUUUCUAUGUUUUUAGGUAGUUGAUGCAUGUGUGAAUUUGUAGCUGUCUUGGAAAGUACUGUGCAUGUAUGUAAUAAGUAUAUAAUAUGUGAGAAUAUUAUAUAUGACUAUUACUUAUACAUGCACAUGCACUGUGGCUUAAAUACCAUACCUACUAGCAAUGGAGGUUCAGUCAGGCUCUCUUCUAUGAUUCACCUUCUGUGUUAUAUGUUACCUUUAUGUUAGACAAUCAGGAUUUUGUUUUCCUAGCCAGAGUUUUCAUCUAUAGUCAGUGGCAGGACGGUACCAACUCAGAGUUAAGUCUACAAAGGAGUAAACAUAAUGUGUGGCCUCUAUAUACAAACUCUAUUUCUGUCAGUGACAUCAAAGCCUUGUCAAGAUGGUUCAUAUUGGGAAGGAGACAGUAUUUUAAGCCAUUUUCCUGUUUCAAGAAUUAGGCCACAGAUAACAUUGCAAGGUCCAAGACUUUUUUGACCAAACAGUAGGUAUUUUCUAUUUUUCACCAGAACACAUAAAAACACUUUUUUUCUUUUGGAUUUCCGGUUGUGAAAGAAGCUUGAUUUCAGUGCUUAUUGUGUCUUCAACUGAAAAAUACAAUCUGUGGAUUAUGACUACCAGCAAUUUUUUUCUAGGAAAGUUAAAAGAAUAAAUCAGAACCCAGGGCAACAAUGCCAUUUCAUGUAAACAUUUUCUCUCUCACCAUGUUUUGGCAAGAAAAGGUAGAAAGAGAAGACCCAGAGUAAAGAAGUAAUUCUUUAUAUUCCUUCUCUUUAAUAUAUUUGUUAGGAAAAGUGGCAAUAAAGGGGGAGGCAUAUUAUAAAAUGCUAUAAUAUAAAAAUGUAGCAAAAACUUGACAGACUAGAAAAAAAAAGAUCUGUGUUAUUCUAGGGAACUAAUGUACCCCAAAGCCAAAACUAAUUCCUGUGAAGUUUACAAUUAUAUCAUCCAUUUACCCUAGAAUUAUUUUUUAGCAACUUUUAGAAAUAAAGAAUACAAGUGUGACAUUAGGAUCAGAGAUUUUAGACUUCCUUGUACAAAUUCUCACUUCUCCACCUGCUCACCAAUGAAAUUAAUCAUAAGAAAAGCAUAUAUUCCAAGAAAUUUGUUCUGCCUGUGUCCUGGAGGCCUAUACCUCUGUUAUUUUCUGAUACAAAAUAAAACUUAAAAAAAAGAAAA